CAAAAUUCUGUGUUUCAACAUUUUCUUCCAUCCCAAACCCCUUCCCCUCCCAUAAAUCUCCUUGUCCAGCUCCAAAAAUCAUACUAUGAAAUUCCAUUAAUUAACUUUUAACUUUCAUCUUGUUUUCUUGAGAAAAAGCUUGCACCUUUAUCUGGGUGUUUGUUUCCCUCUGAAAUUUUCAGUCUUCAAGAAUCCAAUAUUUGCAGUUUGAGUUUUGAAGCAUUUCAAGCAUUAACCUUUUCGUUUUACUUCUUAACUUCAAAUUCUUGAUACGAAAGAUUCGAUCUUGAUCGUCGUAAUCUUCAAGAAAGAAUCCUCUUUGGUCUGUGAUGGGAAAUUGCUGUGCAGUACCAAAAACAUCCGAUGAGAAGCAUACAACAAAUCCAUUUGCAACAGAUUUCGGCGUGCCAAAAUCCUAUGUGCUGAGCAAUCCAACGACAGGGCAUGAUCUGGAGGAGUUCUACGAGCUCGGGCGCGAGCUCGGGCGUGGCGAGUUUGGGGUGACAUACAUGUGCACUGACAAGGCCACCGGGGAGAGGUUAGCCUGCAAAUCCAUAUCCAAGAAGAAGCUGAGGACUAGUGUGGACAUUGAUGAUGUUAGGAGAGAGGUUGAGAUCAUGAGGAAAUUGCCUAAGCAUCCCAACAUUGUGAGCUUGAAGGAUGCCUAUGAGGAUGAUCAUGCUGUCCACUUGGUUAUGGAGCUCUGUGAGGGCGGUGAGCUCUUCGACCGGAUUGUCUCUCGAGGCCAUUACACCGAGAGGGCUGCUGCAGCCGUUACUCGAACCAUCGUUGAAGUCAUUCAGGUGUGCCAUGAGCACGGGGUGAUGCACCGUGAUCUGAAGCCCGAGAACUUUUUGUUCGCAAACAUGAAGGAGACAGCAGCACUUAAGGCCAUUGAUUUCGGACUUUCAGUCUUCUUCAAUCCUGGGCAAAGAUUCAACGAGAUUGUGGGAAGUCCGUACUAUAUGGCCCCAGAGGUGCUAAAGAGAAACUAUGGUCCAGAGGUAGAUGUGUGGAGUGCUGGUGUCAUCCUCUACAUCUUAUUAUGUGGUUUCCCGCCUUUCUGGGCCGAAACUGAACAAGGUGUGGCUCAAGCAAUCAUUCGUUCGAAUGUGGAAUUCAAACGGGAUCCUUGGCCUAAGGUCUCUGAUAGAGCCAAGGACCUGGUCAAGAAGAUGCUCAAUCCCGACCCCAAACAACGCCCUACAGCACAGGAAGUUCUAGGUCAUCCUUGGUUGCAGAACGCGAAAAGUGCUCCUAAUGUUUCUCUUGGAGAAACUGUGAGAGCCAGACUGAAACAGUUCUCGACUAUGAACAAGCUCAAGAAGAGAGCUUUAAGGGUCAUUGCUCAGCACUUGUCUGUGGAGGAAGUGGCCGGGAUCAAAGACGGAUUCCAGAUGAUGGACACGAGCAACAGGGGGAAAAUCGACAUGAAUGAGUUGAGGGCCGGUCUGCACAAGCUCGGCCAUCAUAUCCCUGAAACCGACAUUCAAUUUCUCAUGGAAGCUGGCGAUGUGGAUAAGGAUGGUUUCCUUGACUAUGGAGAGUUUGUCGCGAUCUCUGUGCACCUGAGGAAGAUGGGCAGCGAUGAUCAUCUGCGCAAGGCCUUUGAGUUCUUUGACAAGAACGAAACUGGCUACAUAGAGAUCGAGGAACUGAGGGAUUCCCUCACGGACGAGGCAGAGGUGUUGAGUGAAGAAGUCAUCAAUGCCAUAAUCCAAGAUGUUGAUGCAGAUAAGGACGGACGCAUAAGUUAUGAGGAGUUUGCAGCUAUGAUGAAGGCGGGGACGGACUGGAGGAAGGCAUCGAGGCAGUAUUCACGAGAGCGGUACAACAGCCUCAGCCAAAAGCUGAUGAAGGAUGGCUCACUUCAGAUGAGUAGCUGAGAAUGUUGUUUUGGUUUUUGAUGAAAUUUUCUUGGUUUUGUUGGUAAAGAGUAGAGAUAUAGGUUGUGUAAGUGUUGCCACCCUUGCUUUAAUUUUUUUGUUUCAAGAAAAAGUGAAUGGUUUAAUUUUUUCCUUAGUAUAGGAGUUGUAAGUAUUUUCUGCCAAUAUAUAGGAGUAUUCAAUGGAGUAUUACAGUUUAA
Salvia hispanica is the source of this 2086-nucleotide messenger RNA. RefSeq names its product calcium-dependent protein kinase 32-like. Gene Ontology annotation, molecular function: ATP binding; protein kinase activity; calcium ion binding. Gene Ontology annotation, biological process: protein phosphorylation. NCBI's taxonomy places the organism in Eukaryota, Viridiplantae, Streptophyta, Magnoliopsida, Lamiales, Lamiaceae. The record is from RefSeq and is a predicted model, not a curated record.